Messenger RNA from Miscanthus lutarioriparius, 630 nucleotides. The record is from the annotation of a GenBank genome assembly. Lineage: Eukaryota; Viridiplantae; Streptophyta; Magnoliopsida; Poales; Poaceae.
AUGUGUGGCUGCUGCGACCGCUUCUGGGACGAGGUCAAGGACUGGCUCAUCUGUGUGGCCGUCGUCAUUGGCCUUAUCAUCGUCGCCGGCGUCGUCCUCAUCAUCGUCAUCUUCGGCGGGCCCCUGCGCCACAUCAAGAUCAGCGUCGAGGACGCGUCGCUCACCCGGUUCGCGCUGGUGACCGCGCCCACGUCGACGGCGCUGGCGUACAACCUCACGCUGGCACUGACGGUCCGCAAUCCGAACUGGGCCAUCGGCAUCAAGCACGACAAGCCGCUGGAGGCCGCGUACAGCUUCGACGGGCAGCCGUUCGAGCGCGUGCAGGUCGCCGACAAGGGCGAAGCAGGGCCCCGGAAGACGGUGGUGUACCACCUGGCGUCCAGCUCCGAGGGCCGGGGCGUGGCGCUCGGCAACGCCGGCGAGGCCGAGUUCAGGAAGGAGAACGCCACGGGGCUGUUCGAGGUGGAGGUGGCCGUCACGGGCAAGUUCAAGUACACGCUGCGCAAGACCAAGUGCAAGAUCGAGGCCACCUGCCCGCUCAAGCUGCAGCUCGCCGCGCCGGGGGCCAGGUCCGUCGUGUUCCAGAAGGUCGAGUGCGAGCUCGCCAAGUCCGACGACAAGUACUGCUAG